GCCCGUUCGUGCUGGCUGCUCGGCUCGGGGCGUGUUGUUGGUGUAGUUGCUGUCGUUGGUGGUGUUGGUGGGGGCUAUGACUUUUAUUUUGGCCGCCUUCAGAAUGCAACAACUGUCGGAUACGACACCCGUAAACGCGUAAGAACGGCUGUCCGUCGCACAUUGUCGGAGAGGGUGAUGGAGCAACGUGUGGGACUGUCCGCGGGCGAAGUGCGAUGCCGCCGAAGCAGCACGGCGGUGCCGACGACUGACGGGUCCGUGAGUCAGUGAUGCUAGGCCUUGCAACAGCCACGGCAGCAACCCGUCAACGGCACACGUGAGGACCGCUUCACGUCGUCGACAGCGGCUCCCGUCGAUCCGGCCGGGCCGUUAUGGACACCAUGGACGAGGACUACGACCUGGACGGCGUGGAGCUUACGCCGAUCGAAGAGUACGACUUCGCCAAGGCCAAACAGCGAGCCUCGGUGCUAUGGCUGGUGUCGAAGGCGCACCAGAACCGGGUGCCCCCCGAGCUGCGCGAGGUCUUCUACCGAGACCAGGCAGAGCAGGACCGGCUGCGGCCGCAGCUUGUGCAGGCACUGGCCAGUGGCGAGCUGUACUGCCUCGCGCUGGCCAACAUCUACGCCGACCCCAACUACCAUAGCCUCAGCCACCAGGGCGUUGUGCAGGCACUGCAGCGCAAGGGUGUCGACGUUGAGCCACCCGCCGACCACACCCCCCUCACCGAGACCGUGCUCGCCCAAACUGCUCCGCUGCGCAUGAGUGCCCACAUGGCCGUCAUCAAUGGCAUUAUGGAAUUGUACAUCAAGGAAGUGCUCAUACCCAUCAAAGUCUUUGAAGUGGUCAGACGGUUUUCAGCUGUCGGAUACCCGGAGGAGGUUCCCGUCGACGCGGAGGAUGCGGCGCUGCUCUGGUUGAACAAGUGCUCUGUGAAAAUGCGGCACCGCAUUGAGGACGAGCUGGGGCCCGGACAGCCGCCUGCCGGGGGCCCGCCCAUGCUUCAAGACCUGGCGGACCUGAGCGACGGUUGUGCGCUGGCCGCGCUGCUCAGCUUCUACUGCCCACAGCACUUGCCCUGGCACGACCUGUGCCUGCCGGGCGACAGCCUGGCUGACUCGCUCUACAACCUUCAGCUGAGCCAGCGCUUCUGCGACGCGCACCUGCCGCAUGACGUGUUCUUCCUGACGGUGGAAGAUGUGCUCUUUGUGCACCCUUCCAUCCGGCAAAACCUUCUCGCUCUCCUCGCCGAUCUCAUGUUUGUGUUCGAGAUCCGGCCAGCCAAGUGCGUGCGACGGCCGGGACUGCGGUAUGACCCGCCCAAUGCCGAGAACACACUACAGGCGGCUCGGCAUCGAGGGGAGUCCCUACGCAAGGCACGUGCCCUGCAGAACUCCUGUAGCCACAUUCCAGAUUUGUGUCCGCCUGAUGACCACAACCAAACAAAGCACAAUGGAGCGUGGCCAGAAGGUGUGCGGAGGCUGAGCCAAGGUGCGAAGCCUGUCACUCGUGUUUCACGCUCUUCUGCCCGGGAGGAUGAAGAUUCGGACCAGCUGAGCUCGUCACCUAGGUGUCGCUCAGACGAAGACGAUGCAUUUCUAUCGAACCGGAGGCCAAGCUCCUCUCUGCGACGGCACUCAAGUGAGGCCAUGGACCCUCUUCUGCCGGCACGCUUGCGGGAGCCCAAGGAGAGAAAUAACUGUGAUGUCGCAAAGUACCUGGAGCGCGGUGAAGACGCCUCACUAGGCUCGUCACCUACGCCCCAGUCCCCCGCGCGGAGCCUGCACGAAGCAAUGCAUCGAGUGCGCGAAGCGGAGGAGCAGGGGUCUCCGGCCCACAGAGCAUCAUCCAUAAGCGGAAACCUGAGCCUUCGAAGGAGCACCUCCCGCUCAGAGCUGGGAUCUCCCCUUCAUCGGAGUGGGUCGCGCAGCACCCUCGUCGGCUCGGAACACGCUUCUCCUCUGCACAGGAGUGCCUCGAAGUCUGACGUUGGCUCGCCAUUGCGGAGGAACUCUUCCAGAACGGACCUGUUCCAGCCAUCGGCACUGAGCCGUAGCACGUCGCAGACGGACAUCUAUGGAGGCUCUCCCGUGCGGAGGACGACGAGUAGGCUUGCAUCGGAGAGCGAAACAAAGAAGCCUUCGACCCUGGAAACCUACUACGACCAGUUGGGAGGAGGGUUGCAGAAACAGGCAGGGUACCCACUUCGGCGCGAGUCGUCCCUGUCGCACAUGUACAAUUUCUCUGGUGAGAAAGCGGCUCUAGAAAUGACGGACCCGUUCGAGACCGACAUGUUCGCCGAACACAGGGAACGAACAAAGAAGGCAGCUCAGACUAUAAGUUUUGCGCAGCUAUCGAAAAUGAAGGAUACCACAGACUCUGGCAAGGCACCGUCAAGCAUCAACAUUGUCUACAUGCAGCAGGAUGGCUCUGGGAAUCGGUUGCCUCCCGAAAAGCGGAAGACAACGCCAACCGACGGUGCCAGUAAGUCGUCACCGUCGACAACCACGUGGCAGCAGCAAGCUGCUGCAGACAGUGAGGAAAACAGGAGCACGGAGGACAGUUCAUCGCCUUUGGCAGCGCAGCUAAACAAUGUGCGAUUAAAACUCGAAGAAAGGCGGCGUAAGAUCGAACAAGAGAAGCGUCGUAUGGAAGACCGUGUCAAAAGGCAGCGACAGAAGGUCGGCAAGGCAGCUUUCUUGCAAGCUGUUGCACGCGGCGACAGCAGAGUCUCCGAAGGUGGUGGCAGCACGCACGAGUCGUCUGGCGAGACACUGACCGAGGAUGCCUUUGCCGACAGCGUCGACUCUGAGCUUCCCCAGCAAAAGUGGCUGCAGCAGAACGGCAGCCCACAACCCGUGGAGGAAUCCCCUCAAAGCGACGACGUGGACCUCGACGAUAGCACCACAACCAUCGAGCAACUCAGCACGGAACUGACUGUUCUGCAGGCCGACAUCUCGCGCAUCACCAAACAGCAGCAGGCCAUUCAGAACCUUCUGCACGGUCCCCAGGCCAUGCCAUUGCAGCCACAGCCUCAGGAGAAGUUCUUCCUGCACAGUGACAAUGAUGGUGGGCAGCCUCAGAGCCUGCCCUCAUUUGCGCACGCUGCCCCUCAACCUUACCUCACCGAGGUGGUGCGACCGCCGCCAUUCCAGCAACAGCCACAGCAGCAGCAGCUGCAGCAGCCACAUCAACGACGUCAGUGGGAAUACCCGAUGGCGCCCAUCAUGCCGCCACAGCAGCCAAGAAGAGGGCAGUGGGGCCCUCCUGUGGUCACACUUGCGGAGCAACCCAUGCGCUGGGGGGCCCCAGCUGCUGCACUGGUGGACCCGGGCUACAUGGUCUAUCCCUCAGGCCAGAACGAAUUUGCGUACCAGCCGCCUUACUACCAAAAUGGUACCGCUGCCGCCAUGCAGCAAGUGGGCUAUGCCAGUUUUUCAAUGCCAUCUCAGCAGCAACCGCAACAGCCUCUGCAACAGCAGCAGCAGCAUCAGCAGCAACAGCAGCACCCACUGCCACCACCAUUCCAAGCACCUUGCACAGUUAGUACAGAGCAGGUGACUGCUGCCGCACACACACAACCCGAAUCUCAAUGCCCAUCGCGGACACCGCCAGCGCCUGCCGUGGAGGAGCAGCUUGCCGAACGCCUUGAGAAUCUGUCGAUGGGCAGCCUAGCUUCACAGCCCCGAAGCGUCGAAUUCGGCAAGACGUACCGCGUUUCCAAAAGCCAACAGCCAGCAAGGAAUCAGACCAAACCAGCCGAUGAGGGCAGUGAAGCGGGCUUUUUUAUCAGCUUUGAUGACCAGCAACCCAAAAAACCAAAGCCGAAGCUCCGUCCAAGAAUCGCAAAGCCGGAGGAGUCUGGGCUCAGCAAUGGUACCCUCACGGCGGCAUCUACAGGAAGCACAAAAGGCUCUGAGAACUCAUCAAACAGCGCCCCAUCAGAGAACCAAGAACCUCCCAGUGGGCCAUUAGGCGUUGGUUUUGUCAUAGGGGCUGACUUGGUGAAUCCUGACCCGGAGGCGGAGACUGAGAUGCAGCGGCGCAAGGAGAUGAUGAUGCUGGUCUCACUGCGAAGGAGAGAGGAACAGGAGGCGGCCAGGGUUGCCAAGGAGCAGCGAAACGCUGUCAAGCGAAUGCAGGAGCAGUUGCGACGUGAGGAGCAGGCACGGAAACGUGAGGAGGACCGGCAGAGGCGACAGAUGAUCCUCGAGCAGUACCGGCAGCGCAAGGCCCAAGAAGAGGCUGAGAAGGACGCUGCAGUUCAUGGUGGCAGCAGCAUGAGCUUGCGUGGCGGCGAUGGCGGUGCUACGCUCACACGCAGCAGUGCCAAGCCGCGGUCUUCUUCGCGACCGCGACCCAAGUCGGUGCACCUUGGGCCAUGUUCGUUGCAGCGCGGCUCUCAUACCAGUCUUGAUGGUAAGGUCACUGUAUGCCUGCUUCAUUGCAUUUGGGUUGUCCGAUAG
Messenger RNA from Rhipicephalus sanguineus (brown dog tick), 4463 nucleotides. RefSeq names its product patronin. Gene Ontology annotation, cellular component: microtubule minus-end. The transcript has 11 exons. Lineage: Eukaryota; Metazoa; Arthropoda; Arachnida; Ixodida; Ixodidae. The record is from RefSeq and is a predicted model, not a curated record. Gene Ontology annotation, biological process: cytoplasmic microtubule organization; neuron projection development; negative regulation of microtubule depolymerization. Bases 372 to 4463 code for a protein of 1363 amino acids. Gene Ontology annotation, molecular function: calmodulin binding; microtubule minus-end binding; spectrin binding.